Molecule: messenger RNA, 1086 nt
Organism: Gordionus sp. m RMFG-2023
Lineage: Eukaryota; Metazoa; Nematomorpha; Gordioida; Chordodea; Parachordodidae
Product: phosducin-like protein
Exons: 7
Coding region: 26-835 (269 amino acids)
Biological process (GO): regulation of G protein-coupled receptor signaling pathway
Source: RefSeq, a predicted model, not a curated record
UUCAUCCAUAUUACUAUUUAAAAUUAUGACAAAUAUUGAAGAUAAAAUUUUGGGAUAUAAAAUCGAAAAUUAUUGUAGCUCAAGUGACGAGGAUUCCUUGCCCGAUAGAAAUGAAAUACCUAUCAAUAGAAAUGAACAAUUAAUGAAAACUUAUGAAUAUUCAGGAAAUAGUCAACAAACUGGACCCAAAGGGGUUAUUGAAGAUUUUAAAGAUUUUACGAAAUACAAACAAGAAUUAAAAGAUAAAAAGGAAAAAGAAUUUUCAGAUAACUUGGUUACAUCUGCCUUUUCGUGUUUAUCUUCUAAUGAUGAAGACACAUUGAAAUUAAAAAUGCGAGAUAUUGAAAAAAAUGUUGAAGAAGAUAUGGAUGCGGAUGACAAACAAUUUUUUGAACAAUAUAAGCAAAAAAAAAUGAAAGAACUAUUAGCUACAAUUUCUAACUUACCAAAAUUUGGACAUGUCAUAAAUAUUGAUUCAGGAAAUAGAUAUCUUGAGGUAAUUGAUAAAGAGAAUCCUAAUGUAACUGUUAUAAUUUUUAUCUACAAUGAGCAUAAUGUUUUAUGUCAAUAUAUUAACUCUUUAAUGGAUUCAUUUGCUAGAGCAUAUCCAUAUAUAAAAUUUUGUUGUGCAAAUUCGAAUGUACCUGGUAUUAGUAAAAAUUUUUCCAUUAAAGGUGUACCAGCACUAUUAGUAUAUAAACAUGGUGAAUUAAUUGGGAAUUAUGUAAGGCUACAAGAUAAUUUAAAAAUAAAUUUUGGGUUUAAUGAUUUGGAACAAUUUUUAAAAGAUAAUGGGAUAUUAUCAGCUCAUGAAACCUCAUCCCCACAUCUAUAGAUAAAUACAAAAAUUAUAAUAAUGGCAAUCAUGUAUUUAUAUUUAAAAAGAGUAUUUUAGAUCAUGCAAUACCUCAUUAUUUGCUAUUUAUAUAUAUAUUAUGAAUUUUGGCCCAUAAUUUUAAACUGAAAAAGGGCUAUAAGGGAAGUAGGUAUGUAUUAUAAUAAUUUAUUUAAUUUUUUUUUAUUGUUGCAUAUUAUGUGAUAAAUAUAUAAUUACAAAUUUUAAAAAUAUACAGUACUAUAAAUUGC